AUGGAAAGUCAAGUCAUAGAAAAUUUUAAUGGAGUUUAUUUAUUAUUGUGCCAAAAUCCAAAAUUUAAAGGAAGGACUUAUAUAGGAUAUACGGUGGAUCCUGUCAGGAGAUUGAAAAGGCAUAAUGCGGGCAUGGAUUUCGGAGGAGCAAAAAGAACUCACAACAAAGGUCCUUGGAACAUGAUUCUCAUCAUUCACGGAUUUCCAAAUUCUAGGUUAGGUCUAAGGUUUGAGUGGGCAUGGCAGCAUCUAGAACUGAGUCGACACACACGACAUUUGCUAAAAAAAAAAUCAAACCAGACCCAGGUGAAUUAUUUAAUAUCAUCAAUGGCCCAGAUGUUGCAAGUUUCUCCGUGGUGCCGACUUCCGCUUAAAAUUCAGUGGCUGGAUUUGAAGUUUUCCGCUGACUGGAUGAUGAAGCUCCAGUUUCCGAGGCACAUGGAAGUUCACUAUGGAGCUGUGGAAGCCAAGAAAAUUGGCUGGGUCUCCAAGCAGCUUCAAAAGAAUAAAUUCCAAGGAGAAAAUAAUAUAAAUUGUACGAGUGAUUUUAAUAAUAGAUGUUUUGUUUGUAAGAAUGAAAUUGUUGAUGAGAGAGAUAGAGUUGAGUGUGUGUACAAAUGUUGUAAUUGUAUUACACACAUUUUUUGUUUAGCAAAAUUAUUUCGGAAGAAUGAUAAAAAGAUUUUGCCUAUCAAUGGAAUUUGUCCGAGUUGUCAAAAAAUUGUUUUGUGGGGUGAUAUUGUUAGAAAAAAAAUCGGAUGUUUUGUAAAUAUUGAUUAA
Cotesia congregata is the source of this 780-nucleotide messenger RNA. NCBI's taxonomy places the organism in Eukaryota, Metazoa, Arthropoda, Insecta, Hymenoptera, Braconidae. The record is from the annotation of a GenBank genome assembly.